Messenger RNA from Closterium sp. Naga37s-1, 4212 nucleotides. The record is from the annotation of a GenBank genome assembly. NCBI's taxonomy places the organism in Eukaryota, Viridiplantae, Streptophyta, Zygnematophyceae, Desmidiales, Closteriaceae.
AUGUGCGUGUCGUGGAAUGUCGUCGCAGUGGCGAGCGACGAUCCUCUGGCGAAGGAGCUUCAGGACGUGGCUGACGUGAGCAAGAAGCUGCCGGGAGUGCUGGAGGAGAUUCGCGAGUGGCUGCGACUGUGCGAGUGUAAAGAAGCAGGUGGGAUGGGAACGCGCUCUACCACGUUGCCGUCUCUGAUGGCCACUCUGCCCUCCCCUGCCGCCCCUUAUUUUCUACCCCUGUUCUCUGCUAUUUUCUGCCGCCUUUUAUUCGCUAUCCCUGCGGGUUCAUUUUUUUCUGCCCCUGCCGUCCCUUGUUUUCCGCCCUACCAUCCCUUAUCUUUUCCUACUGCUGCUCCUUAUGUUCUGCCCCUGCCGUCCCGCGACGAGGGCCGCGUGUUCGGGUUCAACGACCGCGCCUUGGGGCGCAAGCACGUGGACGCGUGUAUCGCGGACAGCCAUGCCGCGUGGCAGCGCCUCCAGUCGACUCUGCAGAAGCCCGAGCCGUGGCUGCCGCGCGCGCAGCCGCCCAAGAUCACAACCAUCGAAGCCUUCUGGGCGCCAUACACGGGGAAAUAUAGCGAGGGCGCUUGUAACGCGGACGACGGGACACCCGCGGCGAUCCCGCAGUCGAACCCGAACGCGGGCGCGGUCGGCGCGGCGAGCCUGUCGCCGCUUUCCGCGGCGGCGGACUCCCCCUGGGAGACCAUGCCGGUGGCCGCUGCGCGGUCGAUGCUGGCGCAGCUGCGGUCGCGGAAGCACCUUGCGCGCCCCGCGUUCUUCGCGAUGCGCGAGCGCCUGGAGAUGGGGGACGCGGGGAAGUUGACGGCGGGCAAGGGCGCGGGGAAAGCGAGCAAGAGCAGCGGAAGGAGCAAGGGGAAGAGCGCCAUGGGGGGAAGCGGCAGGCGGGAUGCGAGCGGGGAGAGCGGAGGAGGAUCGUUCGGGCUAUUCAAGAAGGGGCAUGGGCAUGGGCUCGUGCACAGCCCAAGCGGGAAAGGGGGAGGAGGUGUGGCGGCGCCCAUUCCGCCCAAACCAGCAACCCCCCCGCCCGUGAAGGCGGAGGUUAGCGCGCCCGCCGCAGCAGCGGUCGCGCCGGGGGCUGGCGCUUCUCCCGCUGCUCCCGCUGCUGUGGCGGCUUCCCCCGUGGCUGCCGCUGCUGCUGCGCCAGCAGUGGUGGGAGUAGCGGCCGCUGGCGCAGUGGCAGCAGCGGCAGCGGUAGCGGUAGCGGGAGCGGAUGGAGCAGCAGCGGGAGUGGCCGCGGAGGGAGUGGGCGGAACUACUGGGAGUGCGGCAGCAGCGGACGCGGCGGCAGCUGAACCGACAAAAGAGCCUUCUUCGGCAGUCGCAGCAGCGGCGGCGGCGGCGGAAGGGACGGCAGGGGCAGCAGGGGCAGCAGCAGCAGCGGAAACGCAAGGCGGCGGCGGAACGUCCCCCGCGGGAGCAGGCGCGGCAGCAGGGCUUGCGCCAGUGGGGAAGGUGACUGGCGGAACCGAGGAGGAGAGGCGCAGGAGCAGCGACGGCGGAGUGACGGGAGGCGGGGCGGAGGGGGUUGGCGCGGAAGCAGAGGGCCGCGCAUCCGCGGAGAAGGUAGAAGGCGGAAGCGGGGAUGACGGGGAGCGGACGCCGCAGAAGGGGGAAGGUGACGGCGAAAAGGCGGGCGGAGGGGAGGCGGAGAGGGGGAGGGGGAACAUGGAGGCGCGGCGAAAGUCGGACGAUGGGGAGAAGGGGCGGGAGGGGACAAUUGGCGAGAGGGAGGGAAGGCAGGAGAGAAGUGGGGAGGAUGAGGGGAAUGGGGACGAUGGUGAGCGGAAGGAGAGGGGAGUCGGGGGGAGAGGAGGCAGGGAGGGGAGAGAGGGGAGGGAAGGGAGGGAAGGGAGGGAGGGGAGGGCCUCGAGUCGAGAUGAGGAGGAGGGCGGGCGGCGAGAGCGUGGCACGAGCAAGGAUGGGCGGAUGGGGGAUGGGUAUGGGGACGGCGAUGCGGAGGGUGAGGGCAGGAGAAGAGCGCAGGACAGGCGGGAUUGGCGAGAGGGGCGCGACGGGCGCGACGGGCGCGACGGGCGGGACGGGCGGGACGUGGGGGAGAAAUGGAGCGGGCGGGAAGAGGGGGAGAGGCGGACGGAGAGGGGGCGGGAGCGGGAAGGGGAGAGGGAGAGGGAGAGGGAUAGAGAAGGGGAGAGGGAGAGGGGGGGUGACAGGGAGCGAGCGAGAGAAGGUGGGUACAGGGCAGAGCGGGGGAGGCAGGAACGUGAGGGGAGGCAACGGGACGAAGGGGAUAUCCCAGAGGAGGAAGAUGGGGAGGCGGACGGGGAGGGGGAGGGGGAAGGCGAGGGGAAGGAGAAGGGGGAGAAGCAGUCAGAGGAGCGCCGGGGGGAACCUGGGGAACGAAGGGAACGGGGGGAACGGAGCGAACGAGAACGCGGGGAGCGAGGGGAGCGGGGAGAGAGGGCGGGGAGGAGCUACGGGCGCGCGGGGGAGGAGGGGGAGAGGCUGGGGCUGGUGCGGCGCGACUCAGAUGACCGUGACAGUGGUGGGCGGCGGGCAGGGGGUGGCGGGGCGCGGGGGAGGGCGGCGGAAGGGGAGGAGGCGGAGGGAGAGUACAGCCGGCAGUCCACACAGGAGAAGGGCGGCCCGGGGCGACCAGCCACGCUCUCUCCCGGACCCCCUUUUCCUUUCCUCGUCUCUCCUUGCCUCUUGCCCGUGUUUCCACACAUGCACAGUGAUUCCUCCAUGCCAUCAUGCAUCCCUCCCCCCUCCUCCCCCAACACACCCCUCUGUCGCCCUCCCACCACCUCCCCUCCCCUCUGGACCCUCCUCCCCUUUUCCCUCUUCGUUCCCCCUGCACAGGAGGGUCAGAGGCGCCUUGCAAGGCCGGGGGCCACAUGGGCGAAGCUCAAGUGGCAAGAGAAGGACGGCGGCGGCGCAGACAGCAACGACACCAGCACCAGCAGCCGCUCCCCCGCCUCCUCCUCCUCCACCUCGCGCUACUCCCACCACCACCACCACCAGAAUGGCCGCGACGGGGGUCGCGAGGGGGGGCGGGACGGGCGGGACGGGCGGGACGGGCAGCGCAGCACCACGAGCACGAGCAGCAGCCUGAUGGCGCAGCGGGAGGAGCUUCGUGCAGAGCUCUUCCAGAAGUCUCUUUCUGGGAACCGUGCGCCUCUCCCCACGCUUGUCCGUCGCGCCAGCCUGGAAUCAGCUGAGCCGGGGUCCCGGGGUCCGAGGAUCCGCGGGCGGCCGGGCGGGGCGCGCAUGCUGCACAGAACGCUCACGGAGGAGCAGCAGGAGGAGUCGCGCGGGUCGUACGAGGAACGGAGUGCGGAUGUGCGGGAUAGUGCGCUGUAUAGGACUCUAUCCGGGCAGAGCGGUCAGCCGGAGGUGCAUGGCAUGACGGGGUAUAGACGGGGGAUCGGCGGUGGGGGUCUGGGUGUGGGUCGCGAAGGGAGCAGAUGGGCGCCGGGAGGAGGAGGAGGGGGGGGGGGAGGGCUUGGGGGGACGCUGGGGCGGAGGGAGUCGGGAGAAUGGUCGGAUGAAGGGGGGCUGUCCGGUGGAGAGGGGUCGGGACCGGUGCUGCAGCGCACCAACACGAAUGAUAGUCUCAAGUCGGCGGGUGUGCGGAGCGAGGCGGGGAUCAGCAUUGGGCGCGCUCCGGCUUACAUGACAAUGCGCGACGGCGGGGGGUAUAUGAGAGACGGCGGGCUCGUGAGGGAUAACAGCGGCGGAGGAGGCGGGGGGAACCGGCUGCUGCGCAAGCAUUUGAGCGGGCAGGGGAUUAACGCGUUUCACGGGGAGGAAGAGUUGGAGGAGGAGCGGGGAGGGUGGGGCCGGGGCAGACGGUACGAGCAUGAGCGGGAGCGGGGAGGCGGGGAGGGCGGGCAGGGGGAUAUUGGGCGGGACCGCAGGGUGAGUCCGGCUCGCAUGGGGGAGUAUGAUGGGAGGGGCGGGAGAGGUGGAGGCGGGGGGAGGCGCGGGAGGGGGGAGACAAAGGAGGGUGGGAUGAGUUCAGGGAGUGUAGGAGGGGGGGGCGAGAGGGGAGGAGAGAGGGGAGGGCGGGCGGUGUCUCGCAGUCCGCGAGGGAAGAGAGGGGAGGAGGAUGGAGGGGGGUGGAAGGAGAGAAGGGAGGAGGAGGAGGAGGAUGAGGGGAGCCCGAAUUUCAGUCCGGUGAGGGGCAUGGGCAAGGCAGGGGUUGCUGCUGCUGCCAGGAGGGAAAAAUGCCAGGAGUGA